Messenger RNA from Trichoderma atroviride IMI 206040, 975 nucleotides. Lineage: Eukaryota; Fungi; Ascomycota; Sordariomycetes; Hypocreales; Hypocreaceae. The record is from RefSeq and is a predicted model, not a curated record.
AUGAAUCCCUCUCUCGCCAACGAUGACACUGCAAUAACUGAAGUAAAAAUUUAUAACACCGACACACAACGUAUCCUAUAUGCGCAUGUGCCAGUGGACAAGAAAUCGGGUAUCAGCAUCCCUGCUGGCAAUGCAACAAUUGCGGGAGUGCCAGGCACAAGCGCUCCCAUCUGGAAGGACUACAAAGAUGCUAUUAGUGGAAGUCGCUUCAAAGGAAUCAUUCCAACUAGACGCACAAUAGACACAUUGAAUGUUCAAGGGAAGAAAGUAGAUUGCCCGAUCUGCGACGUAGCGAAUAUCUCCGUCUUCGUGCGAGCAACAGACGUCGGACUCAUGGGGUCAGAAUUAGCUAAAUACAUCACUGCAAAUGCCGAAGUCAUAGCACUUUGUAAAGAGCCUAGGGGCAAAGCAGCACAGCUCAUUGGAAUGUGCGCGGAUUGGGAGUUGGUUCACGAACAGUCACCCGGCUUGCCCUUCGUCGUCCUUAUCACCCCUCUGACACACGGUGCUGCUGAUUUGACGAUCUGGAAUGGAGAUGGGCGGACCAGAAAAGAAAUGCUUCCCAAAAACAUGCACCUCCUAAUGACAGGCGAUAUCAAUCUUCUGAAUGUCGACAAUUCUACUGAGUCGUUUAGAAGAGUGGUAGACUCUUUAAGCGCGGCUGACAUCGUCAUCUCAAAUCUCGAAUGUGUCCUGGGUAUGCCAGAACAAGCAUACUCGAUUCAACACGAAGAGUUUUUUGCAAAUCCCUUUGACGGUGCCGAGGCUCUCCAUCUUGGGAAAAUUGCGGCCGUGGGUCUGGCAAACAAUAUUAAUUACGGUGCACGCAAUAUCCUAGGCUCGAUCGCGACACUCGACAAGGCAGGAGUUCCUCGUACAGGGGCGGGCGCCAACAUUGAGGCAGCUCGUAAAUCGAUGAUUAUCGAGCGCGGGGUUCGCAAAUAUGGCUUUCUUCAGCGCACUUCAGUAUACUAG